Messenger RNA from Lactuca sativa (garden lettuce), 2818 nucleotides. Its product is annotated as receptor-like protein kinase FERONIA. Gene Ontology annotation, biological process: protein phosphorylation. Gene Ontology annotation, molecular function: transmembrane receptor protein tyrosine kinase activity; ATP binding. The record is from RefSeq and is a predicted model, not a curated record. Lineage: Eukaryota; Viridiplantae; Streptophyta; Magnoliopsida; Asterales; Asteraceae.
AUAAUUAAUAGAGAGACCUCCAUAAUAAGACAACUAAAGUCAUGUUGACCUUCGCUUCACCCCUCUUUUCUUUGCUCCUACUGCUCACCACCACCACCACCUCCCAACCAUACAAACCCACUGACUAUUUCCUACUCAACUGCGGAUCAUCCACCACCAUCACCACUUCCGACCGGUUAUGGCAAACCGACGAACAUUCGAAAUUUGUACCCUACAACAUGACCACCACCUCCUUCCCAUCUACCCCCUACGACCACGAUCCUUCAGUCCUCGAAAUCCCGUACUCCACCGCCAGAAUCUUUAACACGUCUUCAUUCACAUACUCAUUUCCAGUGAACCACGGGCCUAAAUUCCUCCGCCUUUAUUUCUACCCUGCAACCUAUUCCCACCUCAACGCGAACCAGUCUUUCUUCUCUGUAUCAUCCAAUGGUCACUCUCUCUUAUCAAACUUCAGCGCCUUCUUAACUUCAUCCUAUGUAGGAAGUAUUCUCUCAAAUGCAGGAGUCCAUGGACCCCCAGUUCCCCAACUUAUUAAAGAAUUUAUCAUAUAUGUAAACGACACCCAAAACCUUAACGUCACCUUUACACCCUCGCCCAACUCUUACGCCUUCAUUAAUGGUAUUGAAAUCGUUUCAUUGCCGGAAACUCUGUAUUUUAAAGCAAAGAAUUUGAAAUACGUCGGUCAAAUUACAGGACAUGUGAUUGCAAAAGACACGGCUCUCGAGAGUAUUUAUCGGUUAAACGUCGGUGGGCGACAAAUAUCCGUCAACGAUGAUACCGGUAUGUAUAGAUCAUGGGAUGGAGAUGAAAAUUAUAUAUUCCCCAAAAAUGCUCUUGGGUUAACGCCUUCUACUCAGAUUCCGAUCACGUACACAACGGACACACCAAAUUAUACAGCACCUGAGCUUGUUUAUCAAACCCAAAGGAGUAUGGGCACACUGUCGAGCUACUACAAUCUGACCUGGAUACUUCCCGUUGAUUUAGGAUUUUGGUACAUGCUCAGGCUCCAUUUUUGCAGCAUUAUACCACAAUACACGUUUGAAAGACAAAUGAUUUUUAAGAUCUUCAUCAAUAAUCAAACUGCUGAAGACAAAGCUGAUCUGUUCUUCUGGACUCCAGGCAGCGGUUAUCCGGUAUUCAAGGAUUACGUUGUGUUUGUCGGCAACCCAGAAGGCCAGCGCAGCAAGCAAGAUUUGUGGCUCGCACUGCAUCGUAAUGAAGAAUCUCUACAAUAUCGUGAUGGUUUUUUGAAUGGUUUGAAAGUGUUCAAGAUGAGCAUGUCUGGUAGUCUAGCUAGUCCCAACCCGGAGCUAAGUCCUACACCACCACCGCCAAGGCCGUCGUCUCCCGGAGAAGUGACGACAAAGAAAACUCCACCAUAUGCUGCAAUAAUCGGAGGUGGUGGGGGUGGAUUAGUCUUGUUAUCUGCUUUAGGUUUUAUAGUUUUUUGGCGAACUCGAAAGCUAGUAAUCGAAAAGUCCUCCGGUAAACCAAAAUCUAAAAAGUCUGGCCAGCUCCAAUCAGGUCGGUGUCGUCGUUUUUCAGUCAAGGAAGUAAAAGAUGCAACCAAUGAAUUCAAUGAAGAGUGUAUUAUCGGCAAAGGAGGGUUUGGUAUGGUGUACAAAGGCUACAUCGACAAUGCUACAACCAUGGUUGCUAUCAAACGGCUGAAGUCAUCAUCCAAACAAGGUUUUCAAGAAUUCCAAACAGAAAUCGGGAUGCUAUCCAAACUACGCCAUGUGAACCUAGUGCCACUAAUCGGAUACUGUGAUGACGAGGACGAAAUGGUACUUGUGUACGAUUACAUGCCUCACGGAACUCUUCGGGAGCAUCUUUACAACACAAACAACCCUCGUUUGACAUGGAGAAAACGUCUCGAUAUUUGCAUUGGUGCAGCCAAAGGGUUGCAUUAUCUCCACACAGGUGCAAACCGUGUGAUAAUUCAUCGGGAUAUCAAGUCGACAAAUAUUUUAUUGGAUGAAAAUUGGGUGGCGAAAGUGUCAGAUUUUGGUUUGUCAAAGCUAGGACCAAAAGACGAAAGGCAAAACCACGUUAGCACAAUGGUGAAGGGUACUUUCGGAUAUAUGGAUCCUGAUUACUUACGAAUGCAACAACUCACGGAAAAAUCCGACGUGUACUCCUUUGGAGUCGUUUUGCUAGAAGUUUUAUGCGCAAGGCCUGUUAUAAAUAUAGACCUUCCUUACGAAGAAGUCAGUUUGGCAGAAUGGGGAAAGUCUCAUUGUCGAAAAGGUACACUGCAUGAAAUAAUUGAUCCAAAACUAAGUGGUGAAAUUGCACCAAAGUGUUUCAUGAAGUUUGCAGAGGUGGCGAAUAGUUGUUUACAAGAAAAAGGGAGCAAACGUCUAUCCAUGGAUGAAGUAGUGUGGGGACUAGAGUUUGCAUUGCAGCUACAAGAAGCUGCUGAGAAAACAGGUGGCAUAGUUGGUGAGUUUGUGUUGGAAAAACAAGAACUUUUGUUUCCAUUGCAAGGAGAGUCAUCAACAACGUCUGAAGGAUCAAGUCGAUGGUUUAUGCGACAUGGCAUGUCGUCGUCUGACAGUAGCCAUGUAGGGUUAUAUUCGGAAACAGGUUUUAGCCAGAUGAGAGAUCUUUCGUAAGAGACAUCUGGUGGUUGUUUUGCGUUCCUACUUGUUAGUUAAUGUUAUCAUAUACUAAUCAUGUAAUUAGGUGGUGUUAAAUGUAUCCAUUAUGUGCUAUAUAUAUCAUACUAUCAUAGUAGUAGCUGUCAACAUUCCACAAUUGGCUCCAAAUGGAACUAUUUGUAACAAUAACGCCGUUUUCCAAUCAAUUUGCAAGA